CUGUGACGUCAUGGGCUCGUGUGAUAGGAUCUGCUGAAAGUGCCAAAGGAGGGAGAAAAGGGAAGAGACCUUCACAUUGUCACAUAGAUUACCUGCUGCUUAGGUCGUAUUCCAAAUGGAUGUAAGAAAAUAUAUUCUGUCAGGACUCAGGAAGCAUUUAUGGUCUUGUAAUUCAGGAAUUGGUGGAGUAAGCUUAGGGAAUGCAAUGCUUCUCCAGACCUUUAGAAGAAAUAGCACAGCAUUGAGAUGCAAGAACAGACUGCAAAGCAAAUUCAGUAGAUGUUCAAAGCAUGGAAGCUUACGAACAAUUACAUCUGAUUAUCCUUCAAGCACAAAUAUACAUAAUCAUGUGCAAUUGCUUGGUAGCCUUUAUCCUCGGGAUGACUAUACCAACGUCACUAGUAAAAUCCUUUCAAAAGUUGGAAAAAACUUACACAAUCAAAAGUAUCAUCCAUUGUGGCUUAUAAAAGAAAGGAUAAAAGACCAUUUCUACAAGGAAUAUGUAGGGCGCUUUGGAAAUCCACUCUUCUCUGUCUUUGAUAAUCUGUCACCUGUUGUUACAACAGAACAGAACUUUGACAGGUUGCUCAUCCCAUUGGACCAUCCCAGUAGGAAAAAGGGAGACAAUUACUACUUGAAUCGCUACCAUAUGCUUCGUGCUCACACAUCAGCUCACCAGUGGGACCUUAUGAAUUCGGGCUUGGAUGCUUUUCUGGCUGUCGGGGAUGUCUAUCGUCGUGAUGAGAUUGACAGAAGUCAUUACCCUGCAUUUCAUCAGAUGGAAGGAGUGUGCCUAUUUUCAAACCAUACGUUAUUUGCUGAAGUUGAAUGUAAGGAUUCUUGCCAUUUGUUUGAAAAUGGUUUCCGCACAACUAACAAACAAGAGUCUCAUACUUUGGAGGCAGUGAAACUUGUUGAGUUCCGACUAAAACAAACUCUCUCCAAGCUCAUAGCUCAUCUGUUUGGUGAAGGUCUGGAAAUUAGAUGGGUUGACUGCUACUUCCCAUUUACACACCCUUCUUUUGAGAUGGAGAUCAAAUUUCAGGGAGAAUGGAUGGAAGUGCUUGGCUGUGGUGUCAUGGAACAGCAGAUAGUCAAUUCAGCUGGCGCACAUAACAAAAUUGGCUGGGCGUUUGGACUAGGACUAGAAAGACUUGCCAUGAUUCUUUAUGGUAUUCCUGAUAUUCGCUUGUUCUGGAGUGAAAAUGAGCUUUUCCUGAAACAGUUUCAAGUGGCUGAUAUUAACCAACAAAUAACAUUUCAGCCUCUUAGCAAGUAUCCAUGUUUGACCAAUGACAUCUCAUUCUGGCUGCCUGAGGAGGGCUAUUCGGAAAAUGAUUUCUAUGAUCUUGUUCGAAGCAUUGGAGGAGACCUGGUGGAAAAAGUGACCCUGGUCGAUCAGUUCAAGCAUCCAAAGACGCAGAAAACAAGCCAUUGCUAUCGCAUUGUGUACCGACAUAUGGAACGGACUCUUUCGCAGAUGGAAAUCAACGUGCUGCAUAAGAACAUCGAACAAUCAGCAGUACAAGAGUUGGGCGUUGAAGGAAGGUUUUAGUUACAUAUUGCCGUGUUAAUACUUUAUUUGCAGAAAUAGUAUGUUAAAAAAUAAACAUUUUCUGUUAUGGUUCUGAAAAUGAAUGUAAAUAAAACUGAAACUUUA
This is a messenger RNA of Xenopus tropicalis (tropical clawed frog), 1660 nucleotides long. It is a transcript of the gene fars2, whose product is annotated as phenylalanyl-tRNA synthetase 2, mitochondrial. Gene Ontology annotation, cellular component: cytoplasm; mitochondrial matrix. The record is from RefSeq and is a predicted model, not a curated record. The transcript is spliced from 8 exons. Bases 116 to 1555 code for a protein of 479 amino acids. Gene Ontology annotation, molecular function: ATP binding; tRNA binding; aminoacyl-tRNA ligase activity. Lineage: Eukaryota; Metazoa; Chordata; Amphibia; Anura; Pipidae. Gene Ontology annotation, biological process: phenylalanyl-tRNA aminoacylation; tRNA aminoacylation.